AGAGCCAAAAAUUUAAUCUUAGGAUGCGCCGUCCAGGAAGAAUUUUAUGACUAUUUCGUGGGUGCUGCACACAAUUUCAACAUUUUUCUCGAUAUCAUUGCCAUUGGUUCCAAACUGAAUGCGAAGGAUCCCGGUGUACGGGUUGUGAUCGAUUCAUGGAACGACAUUAAAACGGAUGUUCCUUCACUAACGAAACACAAGGAUUUCUCGCAUAUCUAUAAGAUGGAUAAAAUGCUACAGCAAUAUUCGACUUGGAUCCGUAAAGCACUUGCUGGUUCAUUAGUGAAUGAUGUGUUCCUCCGAGAAACUACUACAAAACUGACGUGA
Molecule: messenger RNA, 327 nt
Organism: Cooperia oncophora
Lineage: Eukaryota; Metazoa; Nematoda; Chromadorea; Rhabditida; Trichostrongylidae
Source: the annotation of a GenBank genome assembly